Messenger RNA from Hevea brasiliensis (rubber tree), 1816 nucleotides. RefSeq names its product transcription factor bHLH68. Lineage: Eukaryota; Viridiplantae; Streptophyta; Magnoliopsida; Malpighiales; Euphorbiaceae. The record is from RefSeq and is a predicted model, not a curated record. Gene Ontology annotation, molecular function: protein dimerization activity; RNA polymerase II cis-regulatory region sequence-specific DNA binding; DNA-binding transcription factor activity, RNA polymerase II-specific. Gene Ontology annotation, biological process: regulation of transcription by RNA polymerase II. The coding region runs from base 386 to 1507 and encodes 373 amino acids. The transcript is spliced from 9 exons. Gene Ontology annotation, cellular component: nucleus.
UCUUUUUUUUUUUUUUUUUGAGAUUUUUUAGUUAGUGAGAGUUACCACCACCUUUUUCUGUCCCACUUUGAGAUAAAGCAAAAGCAGAGAGAAAGCAGGAAAGAAAAAGAAAAACAUAAAAGAAAGAGAAGAAAGAGGAGGGAAAAAGUAAAGCAAUGAAGAAAGAAAAGAGAUUGAGAGAGAAGAAAGACAAAGGUUCUCAAAGCUCCAUGAUUUAAAUUGUCUUAACAAACAGGACUUGAGAUCCCUCUCUACUUAAUCCAGAAUAGCGAGUCCACUCGAACUUUGUCUGCAAAGACCCGGUUUGGGAGCUUCAAGAAAGGGAAAAGAAGGUGAAUUAAUCAAGAAAGAUAACGAAAGUGAAACAGUUUUCUUUAGGAAGGCAAUGAAUCGAGGUGUUUUGCAGAGCUCACCGCCGUUGCAGCAAAUAAUGGCCGGAAACCCUAACUGGUGGAACAUAAAUAACAUGAGGCCACCAACUCACCAACAAACAUCUCCCUUUCUGCCCCCGCCUAGUCUUUUCCCUCACUACACACCAUCUUCUUCUUCUUCUUCUUCUUCUUCUUCUUCGUCUUCCUCUUCUUCUUCCUCUUCUUCAUCUUCAUCUUCAUCUUCACUUACUAUUCCUUCUUGGCAUGAUAAUCAAGAUCAACUUCCAGAAUCAUGGAGCCAACUCCUUAUGGGUGGAUUGGUGGAUGAAGAUAAUAAGGGAAAUAUGAGAUAUUUUCAGGCUAAGAAGUUGGAAAAUUGGGAGGAGCAAAUGUUACAUCAUCAAGCUUCAAGUGCCUGUGCUGUUUUGGAUGUGAAGCAAGAAAACUCUGCAACCAGCUAUGUCUAUGGACAUGCAAAUGAAGAUUUCCAGGCAGCAAAACCUAGUUGGUCUCAAAUGAUUCCUCCUGCUUCUUCCCCCAAGUCCUGUGUUACAAGUUUCAGCAGUAAUAACAUGUUGGAUUUUUCUACCAACAAAGGAGAUGCCAGGCAUCCACCACCAGAUCGAUCCUCUGAGGGUAACAGCACUGCAACUGGUGGGGCACUUAAGAAAGCUAAGGUUCAACCUUCUUCAACCCAAUCCACCUUUAAGGUAAGGAAAGAGAAAUUGGGUGACAGAGUCACUGCCCUUCACCAGCUAGUUUCUCCAUUUGGGAAGACUGACACAGCCUCCGUAUUGCUAGAAGCCAUAGGGUACAUCAGAUUCCUUCAGAGCCAAAUUGAGGCUCUCAGCUUGCCGUACUUGGGCAGAGGAUCCUCAAAUAUGAGGCAGCAGCAGUAUCAACAAUCUGUUCAAGGCGAAAGGAAUUGUAUAUUUCCAGAGGACCCAGGUCAGUUGUUGAAUGAUAACUGCGUAAAGAGGAAAGGAGCUUCUGCUCAGCAGGACUACAAUGAAGAACCCACGAAGGACUUGAGGAGUAGAGGGUUGUGUCUGGUUCCUUUGUCGUGCACUCUGCAGGUUGGAAGCGAUAAUGGGGCAGACUACUGGGCUCCUGCUCUCGGCGGCGGGUUCGGAUAGGAGUUGUAUUCCGGUGGAUGAUAGCAUGCAAGAGCUUCAUCAAACGAUAUAACAUCAUGAGCAGUCACUCUGCUAAAAUCUAAGGCUGAUUGCUCAUGAUGCUAUACAAUCUAGCUAGCUACAAGUGUGUGCUCUAGUUUGGACUUUGCAACUCCAAAAUUAAUUCUCUCUCUAAUUUAAGAUUAAACUUAUCUUUGUUCUUCCUUAAUUAAGCAGCUGCUAGUAAUUAAUAUGUUGCUUUUCAUGUAUAUGCAAUUCUAGUAUGAUUAAUCAUUUUAAUGCUCUGCUCCGGAAGCAGCAUUCUUGGAA